AUGAAGCCAGUGGAGGAGGAGGUGGAGAACGAGGACACGGAGACGCUGGCCCAGAGGGCGGCGAAGAGGGCCAAAGCCUCGACGGGCGACAAGCCCCCGGCGGGCACUCCGCACACACCGGUGUUGGCUAAGUCUGAUUUUUGGAAAACGGAGUAUGAUCAUGAGGCUGCUAAGAAGGCCAGGGCUGCCAAGAAAGCCGCCAAGAAGACCACCAAGAGGAAAAAGAAACCCAGUGCCUCUGAACUGCUGAUGACACGGGAGCCAGCCAAGCAGUUGAAGAAGAGUGGACAAGCAAAGCCUAAUAAAAAGGCGAAGGUGACCAAGCCAACUGCGGCACCUGAAGUUGCUGAGUCGGAACAGCAAAUCUCUGCACCUGAAGCUUCUGACAAAUAG
This is a messenger RNA of Aegilops tauschii subsp. strangulata, 393 nucleotides long. The record is from RefSeq and is a predicted model, not a curated record. Lineage: Eukaryota; Viridiplantae; Streptophyta; Magnoliopsida; Poales; Poaceae.